Molecule: messenger RNA, 1862 nt
Organism: Linum tenue
Lineage: Eukaryota; Viridiplantae; Streptophyta; Magnoliopsida; Malpighiales; Linaceae
Source: the annotation of a GenBank genome assembly
GGGUGGGAGGAAAAGAACAGAAGGAGAGAGAGACAGACAGAGAGAAGAGAAAGAAAACAGGAGAAAUUCUAGAGAGAGACAGAGAGAGAUCUUCAAGGUGGGCAGAAGUUAUCGGGUUAAAAAAAAAAAGAUGUCGGACCAAGAGAUAUCCCAAGCUCUCCACUCCCUCCUCCACGACUAUUCCACUUCCCAGUCCCAAUCCUCCGCCGCCCCUCUCACCUCCAUGACCGCCGUCGUCCACCACCUCGAGUCCAAACUCGGCGUCGACCUCUCCCCCAAGGUCGACUUCAUCCGAUCUCAGCUUCAGCAGUUCCUCUUCCAGCCACCGCCGCCGCAGCAGCAGCAGCAGCAGCCGCCGCCGCAGCACCAGCAGCAGCCGCAACCCUUUCCUCCUCCGCAAUCUUACAAAGACCGUUAUGCCCCCCACCAAACCCCCAACUUCCUGCUAUCUUCCGGCUACCCUCCGCCGCACCAAACCCCCAAUUUCUUGCUCUCUCCCGGCUACCCUUCUUCUCAUUCUCACCCGCAGCAGCCACCGCAGCACCACCACCACCACCAGCAAUUUCCUCCUCCGCCUUCUUACAAAGACCAUUAUGCCCCUCACCAAACCCCCAACUUUCUCCUCUCCUCCGGCUACUCUCCUUCUCCCUCCCCUGGCUCCGUCCUCUCUCCUCGCGCCGUCAGGCUGGAGUCCUCUGCACCUGCUGCUGCUCCUCCCCUCGAGUCCCCCAAGGAGAGUAGUAAGGGUAAGAGGAAAGGCGGUGCAGGUGGGUUGAACAAGCUCUGCGGCGUCUCACCGGAGCUUCAAGUUGUAGUCGGCCAUCCUGCUCUUCCCAGGACUGAGAUUGUUAAGCAGUUAUGGGUAUACAUAAGAAAGCACAACCUCCAAGACCCGAGCAACAAAAGGAAGAUUAUCUGUGAUGAUGCACUGCGUGUGGUGUUUGAGACCGACUGUACUGAUAUGUUCAAGAUGAACAAGUUGCUCUCUAAACAUAUCCUUCGUCUUGAUCCCGCGAAAGAGGCUAGUGCUAAGAAGCAAAAAGUAGAGGAUGAUGAAGAACUGGAAUCUGAAAGCACACAGGCUCCUCCUGCUCUUGCUGUUUCCCCUGCCCCUGCUCCUGCUUCUGCUCCUUCUGCAGCGAUAGAGGAUGAAGAAAAGGAGUCUCAAGACACACAGGAUGCUCCUGCUCCAGCUCCAGCUCCAGCUCCUGCUCCUUCUGUGGGGAUAUCUGAAGAACUUGCGAACUUUUUCGGUGUUGGGGAGAGGGUGAUGCUCCAGUCGGAGCUUUUCACUCGCCUUUGGGAAUACAUCAAUGCAAAUAAUUUGGAGGAUCUUGUUAACCCAACAGUGAUUGUAUGCGACUCGAAGCUUCAAGAGCUCUUUGGUUGUCAAAGUUUCCCAGCUGCAAAGCUAAUGGAGGUUCUAGCCCGCCAGCAUAUAUUUAGGGCUUAAUUAUGUGCGAAUGGCUGUUUGCUUGCUGCUAACUUAAUGGCUGGUUAGUUGAUGGUAGUCUAGAUAUUAAUCAUUAGACACUCCCUCCACCUUCCUUAACCACGGUGACUGACGGUUAACCUUCUGUGGAUAUAGUUAGCUGUUUAUUCAUCCCUUUGCAAAGAUGGAAAUACUAAUCUGAAGCUUGGGAGGAUAUCUCCUCUCAUCUUAGUGUUGUUAUUUGGGUUUCUUUGAUCAUGCAAGGCAGUUGGCUGGCAGAUGAUUUGUAUCUAGGUAGUUUCUUUUGUCUUGUUGGAGCCUGCUGCUAUGACUCCUUGCUUUUGUUCGUUUGUGGAUUGGGAAUGUCAACUCUAGCUAGAUGUUUUACUCAAAAACUAAUGUACUUCAAUCUCAGCAAAACAGUUAUUCG